Molecule: messenger RNA, 419 nt
Organism: Anas platyrhynchos (mallard)
Lineage: Eukaryota; Metazoa; Chordata; Aves; Anseriformes; Anatidae
Source: RefSeq, a predicted model, not a curated record
CGGCCCCAACACCAACGGCUCCCAGUUCUUCAUCUGCACGGCCAAGACCGAGUGGUUGGAUGGCAAGCACGUGGUGUUCGGCCGCGUGAAGGAGGGGAUGAACGUGGUGGAGGCCAUGGAGCGCUGCGGCUCCAAGGACGGCAAGACCAGCAAGCAGAUCACCAUCUCCGACUGCGGGCAGCUCUCCUAAAAACCCCUUCAGUGUCUUCACCAGCGACCAUUCCGCCUGCCGGCCCCGGGGGCAGCACGCCUGGCGCAGCCCCCCCUGACCCCCCCCACCUCCUCCGAACCCCCCCCCGGUGCCCCCCCAGCCUUCCCGCUGCGUUUCGACUCGCCCGGGGUCUCGCCGCAUGUGCCCAGCCCCGUGGGGCUGCGCAGUUCCGUUGUUUGAGUCUCAAUAAAACGAGUUAAAUCACCCC